AUGGGGCAGACGGAGAGCACGGAGGAGACACCUCCAAUGGCGGAGGUAGCAGCAGAGGCCCCACAGACAGAAGCAGCAGCAGCAGCAGCAGCAGCAGAAGCAGCAGCAGCAAAGGGAGCAGCAAGAAAGGCAGCAGCGGACAGCUGGGGUAAAAGAGACUCAACAGCGUCAGUGGCCUCCACCACAACUACAGAAGAUGCAGAAGUAGCAGAAGAACCUGCUGCUGCAGAAGCAGCAGCAGCAGCAGCGGAACCUGCUGUUGCUGCUGCUGCUGCUGAGGACAAGAGGCCCCAGGCAGCGGCAGCGCUCAAGAAGCAGCAAGGUGAGUCCUAG
This is a messenger RNA of Eimeria tenella, 333 nucleotides long. RefSeq lists its product as uncharacterized. The record is from RefSeq and is a predicted model, not a curated record. Lineage: Eukaryota; Apicomplexa; Conoidasida; Eucoccidiorida; Eimeriidae. The coding region runs from base 1 to 333 and encodes 110 amino acids. The transcript is spliced from 2 exons.